AUGAGGACUCUUAAGCUUCAGCUUGACUACGUUCUGGUGAGGAACAUUCCUCAGUCAGAUAUCCGAAAGUCUAGAGCUGUUUGGAACGUCGCGUUCGACCCUGACCACCGUCCAGUUCUCCUCAGCUUCAAGAUACGGCUUCACAAGAGAAACCGAGGAGUUCCUCUUCAACCGAAAAUCGACAUGGCGGAAACAAAAUCCACGUACAAUUCUGUAUGUGUCGCGCGCAGCGCUGAUGACUUCAGCCAGGAAAAGCGUCUUAGAAGGAAGCUGCGUCGUCAACUGCAACAAGACCGUGAUAACGAGUGGACGUCAAGAUCGAUGGAGUUUGAGAAAGCGUGGGAGGAUAGGAACCCGCGGAAAGCCUAUGCUUUACUGAAACAGUAUAGCGGCAAAAUGAAAAGAUGUUCUCCUGUCCUCAACAAUGCCAAUGGAGUACCUGUCGGUGAAGCAAUCCUUCCAAUUUGGAGAGAACACUUCAAGACCUUGCUGAACCGACUAGCACCGUCAACUCCUGAACUCGAACACGUUCAUAGACCGACGUAUGCGGUUAACGAAGAGCCACCGACCGAGUCGGAGGUUCUAGUCUGUAUUCAGAAAAUGAAGAAUGGAAAAUCUGGUGGAGACGACGGGAUUAGCGCAGAAAUGCUAAAAUAUCUUCCUCCGUCUGGGAUUCGUGAGAUGACAAAGAUCAUCCGUUCAAUAUGGAUAGACGAAAGGACACCUGAUUCGUGGAGGCACGCUAUCAUAAUUUCCCUCCACAAGAAGUUAUCCGUCACGGACCCCAGGAAUUAUCGAGGAAUCUCUUUGCUGCGUGUUAUGUACAAGGUAUUGGAGCGCAUUAUCCUGGACCGACUCAUUAAAAAUCGCGAAGAAACAACGCGCGACGAGCAAGCUGGCUUUCGUCCUGGCCCAUCUACGAUUGAACAGGUGUUCAUCGUCAAGAGAGUGAUCGAAAUCUGUGUACCUCCCCGUCUACUCCAAUGUAGGCUACCUUAUUCAUGCCUGCUAGAAAGCUCAACAGAUGGUAGCUAA
Messenger RNA from Necator americanus (New World hookworm), 1035 nucleotides. RefSeq lists its product as uncharacterized. The transcript has a single exon. Bases 1 to 1035 code for a protein of 344 amino acids. NCBI's taxonomy places the organism in Eukaryota, Metazoa, Nematoda, Chromadorea, Rhabditida, Ancylostomatidae. The record is from RefSeq and is a predicted model, not a curated record.